UGCCACGUAGACGCAAACGGAAAACGGCUGGGCGCCGUACUCGAUAGAAUGCCCCAAACCCGUUCCCACGAGGCAGAUAUCGGCUGCUCUGCCAUCCCAUACGUAUGCAUUUGUCAAGUAGCCUUUUCUAAUCAACCGACUAAGCAUCAAAUCUUGUGCUUGCACAGUGCAUCGCCGCUCAAGUAGCCUUUACCUGAGGUUUCGUGACAACAUUUGCCCUAUCUUCCCUAUUGUGAUUGCAAAAUCAUAACUUGCCAUCAAUCUUAGUGGCGCCCUAUUACUAGGGAGUCGUUCGAGGCGAAAGCAAAGCUCGAUGCCCUGGAUUCAAUAAUGCAAACGACACAGAAAACCUCGUGGUCUGGUGCUUGGGCGUCCUACGGCCACCACACGGCCAGGCGUUGCCGCUCGUUUGCAGCAAAGGCCACUCCCACGCCGGCAGCGACCACGAACGCGCGCGACAUGAGCUCGGCAUUGUCUCUUGCAAACAUUCGCAGCUCCUUGAUUCGCCAAGAGGAUACAAUUAUCUUCAGCUUCAUCGAGCGCGCACAAUUCUGUCGAAACUUGCCGGUCUACACGCCCGACGCUAUUCCCGUGCCUGGCUUCGACCGCAGCGGGCGGCGCUACUCGCUGCUGGAGUACGUGCUGCGGGAGACGGAGCGGCUGCACGGCAGUGUACGGCGCUACACCUCGCCGGAUGAGCAUGCCUUCUUUCCAGACGACCUCCCCCCGCUGGUCCUGCCGCCCAUCUCCUACGCCUCCCCGCUGCACCCGGUGGCUGAGGCGCUCAACAUCAACGACACCAUCCUGCGGGUCUACCUGGAGGACAUACUGCCGGGUCUGACCGCCCCGGGGGAUGACUUCAACUACGGCAGCUCUGCAACCCUGGAUGUGCCCUGCCUGCAGGCGCUGUCCAAGCGGAUACACUACGGCAAGUUCGUGGCGGAGGCGAAAUUCCUCGCCAAGCCCGAGCAGUACAGUGCGCUCAUCCGCGGGGGCGACGCGGAGGGCAUCAUGCAGCUGCUCACCGACAAGGAGGUCGAGCGGCGAGUGGUGGAGCGCGUCCGUCGCAAGGCCGCCACAUUCGGGCAGGACAUCACCGAGAACGGUGCAGCAACAGCGGCCGCUGCAGGCAGCAACAGCAACAACGGCAGCGGCAGCAGCAGCGGCAACAGUAACAGUAGCACGGAUGGUGCGGGCGGCUCCAGCUCCAACACCAGCACCAGCAGCUCCCCGCGCCUCAAGGUGUCGCCCGAUUUGGUUGCGCGGGUGUACGAGCAGAUCGUGAUGCCGCUGACCAAGGAGGUGGAGGUGGCGUACCUGCUGAGGAGGCUGGAG
Molecule: messenger RNA, 1335 nt
Organism: Astrephomene gubernaculifera
Lineage: Eukaryota; Viridiplantae; Chlorophyta; Chlorophyceae; Chlamydomonadales; Astrephomenaceae
Source: the annotation of a GenBank genome assembly